Molecule: messenger RNA, 3572 nt
Organism: Cyprinus carpio (common carp)
Lineage: Eukaryota; Metazoa; Chordata; Actinopteri; Cypriniformes; Cyprinidae
Product: transcription factor E3-like
Biological process (GO): regulation of transcription by RNA polymerase II
Cellular component (GO): nucleus
Molecular function (GO): RNA polymerase II cis-regulatory region sequence-specific DNA binding; protein dimerization activity; DNA-binding transcription factor activity, RNA polymerase II-specific
Source: RefSeq, a predicted model, not a curated record
GAAAGAGGAACAGAGGAAAGGAGUGAGUGUGAUGAGAGAUGGGCUCAGUCUGUCAAACAUCCAAAACAAGGAAAUCGUCAUGCGAGUAAUGGCGAUUCUUCUAGCAAACUCGCUUUACUUCUGCUAACACCAACCAGCACCGCAGCUUGUUAAUUCUUCUCAUACUUGACCUCUGGAACCAGCAUAGCCAUGUCAUCCCGAGUGUUGCUACGGCAACAGCUGAUGCGGGAGCAGGCUCAGGAGCAGGAGAGGAGGGAGGCGCAGCAGCAGGCAUCUGUCCCUCAGCUCCGCCCUGUAGAAUCCACUCCCGCCAUCUCCGUCACGGUGCCACCAAUGGCUGCCCGGCCUUCUCCAGCUCAAGUACCGGUGGAGGUUCUGAAGGUGCAAACUCAUCUUGAAAACCCAACUAAAUACCACAUCCAGCAGGCUCAGAGGCAGCAAGUGAAGCAGUACUUGUCCACCACACUAGGAAAUAGAGUUGCCACUCAAACUCUCGGUGUAUCCCCCGUUCUGCAGUCAAACUCUGCUCCGGAGAGGGGCCUCUCUGCAAGCAGUGCUCCCAACAGCCCGAUGGCACAUCUUAACCUGGGCUCCAACAAAGAAGAGAUGGAUGAUGUAAUCGACGACAUCAUCAGCCUUGAAUCCAGCUUCAAUGAUGACAUCAUGUCCCUGAUAGAUUCUGGCCUGCAACUCCCAAACACGCUACCAGGCAACCUUCUGGAUGUCUACAACAGUUCUGGCAUGGUGACCCCCACCAUCACCGUCAGCAAUUCUUGUCCAGCAGAUCUGACUAAUAUUAAAAGGGAAUUAACUGACGUAGAUACCAGAGCCUUCAUGAAGGAGAGGCAAAAGAAAGAUAAUCACAAUCUCAUUGAAAGGCGGAGGAGAUUCAACAUCAACGACCGAAUAAAGGAAUUAGGGGCUAUGAUUCCCAAAUCCAGUGAUCCGGAGAUGCGUUGGAACAAGGGAACCAUUUUGAAGGCUUCUGUUGAUUAUAUUAGAAAACUUCAGAAAGAGCAACAGAGGGCCAAAGAGAUUGAGAUGAGGCAGAAGAAACUGGAGCAAUCCAACCAGGCUCUGCUGCUCCGCAUACAGGAAUUAGAGAUGCGAGCUCAUCAUCAAGGCUUCUCCACCACUAUGUCUCCAGGCCUGAGUGCAGACGCUUCCUUCCUUCAGCAACAGCUCUUACAAGGAAACCAGUCCAUGCAGCCUGGCUCUGGGGAAGGCCAACCUCAGAGCCACCUUAGAAUAGAUGGAGUCAUGACACAGACGUCCUCUUCUCCCUUCCUCGCAAUACCUUCCUCCAGCUCUCCGGCUGCUGCAGCAGUAAGCGGCCCUCUCGAUCUGGAUACAUUUAGUUUUGCGGAUCUGGAUGACCCUACGGCCUCAGAUCUUUACCCUGAGGUGGGUUUUAGUGACAUUCUGAUGGAUGACGGCUGCACGAUGCCCACCUUCAGGUCUUCAGAUCCGCUCUUCUCCCCGAUAUCCCCUGGAGCCUCCAAGACCAGCAGCCGCAGGAGUAGUGUGACUAUGGAGGAUGACUUGUGACCGAACUGACUACUAUAUGUAUUUUAUUUGUGUGGGAUGCCAUGGGAUGUUUUUAAAGAGAGAUGGAUCACCCAAAAAUGAAAAUUCUGUAAUUUACUCCUGCUCAUGUCAAGCCUGUAUGACUUACUUUCUUCUUUGGAACUUGAAAGAAGAUAUUUUGAGAAAUGUCUCAGUUUUGAAAUCAGUGGUUACCAGAACUGAUUGGUUACCAAUUGUCUUCAAAAUAUAUAUUUUUUUUGUGUUCUGCAGAAAUGUCCUUUUUUUUUUUUUUUGGUGGACUAUCCCUUUUAGAAACACUCCAUGUGUUGUGCUGUCAUAUCUCCAUAAAAUAGUUAAUUGAAAAAAUUAACUACCAUUUAAUUAACAGUUUUGUAGGCAGUCAGUGAACUCAAAGGUUUAUCCCAAAUUUGAAACACACCCAAAACAUAAGGCCUUUUUGUAGCUAGAAUUUAAGACAUUUUAUCCUAUCUAUGCAUAGCUGUGUUGCUGUAAGGGUAGAUCAUGUGACGUUUAUUAAUGUUUUAGAUGUGUUUUAGACAUUCAGAGCAUGCACGUGCACAUAUAUAUACAUAUAUAUAUAUAUAUAGAUAUGAUUUUGAAAUGUGGUGUGAGUAGUUGCACUAAAGGGAUGUUUUGGAGUUGAUUAAUAGCAUGAACUAAUUUUUCAUAUUAUGUUGAAAAUGUUCAAGCAGUAUUUACUGCUUAUAUCAGAAAAUUCUAUUUUUUAACAUUCUUUGCUUGUUUUACUUUCAGCCAAGUACUUGUGUAUUUACUACUAACUGGUUGGAAAUUUCUGCAUUUUAUUUGUUAACACUUCCUUUUAUGUUUAGAUAAUUUGACCUUCUUCAAUGUUACAUUGCUAAACAAAUAUGUGAUGGUUCAGGUGCUCAUACAUGAUUUUUAGUAACAAUUUACUACAAGGUAAAAUUUGUAUAAAUUCAUUAGCAUUACUGAAUGCAUCAGGUAUCAUGAAAAAACAUCAAAUUAGUUCUAGUUUUACUAGAAGUUAAUUUCUACAUAUACUAAUACAUUUUAAAAUAAUAUAUUGUAAUGCAUUCUUAAAAAUUAUAAAUAAAAAGUAAUUAUGGAUAAUGCAUGGUAACAAUGUACAGUAGUAUAUUUAUAGAUUAACAUAUAUGUUGUUGAAAUUGUUGUUCAUUGUUAGUUCAUGAUACCUUGUUAAUGAAUUUUGCAUAAAGUGUUACAGAUUUUUAUGUUGUGUAGAAGGAAACAAGCCACAUAAAUGUCAUGCACAAAUAGCUUUUCAGGUAUAAAAUUUUACAAGCUACCUCUGCUUAAAUUGCUUUUUUAACCAGAUGAUCUAAAUCAGCAUUUUGUUAGAUGCAGCUAAAUACACGCUUACCAACGAAGAUAAAUGUUCUGACAGUAAACUUGCACGUCUGUAUUGUGCUCAGAAAAAUGACAUUUAGACUACUGCCUGUGAAAGCCAAAUGAAGUUUAAUCUCUUUAGCAUAAAGGAACAAAAAUUAUUUGUUUGGUUUGUAAAUAUAGAAAAAUUUAUACAAAUCAAAGGUUUAAAAGUUCUCUAUUAAUUCUGCAGCAAUUCAAAUGAAUGUAUAAUAUAUAAAACUAUGAUUUAAAGCUAAAUGCAUACUUGUAAAAUGUAUUUAAAAACUUGAAUGUGAAUGUGAUUAUGCAAUAUCCCUUUUUUCUAUAUCAGGCAUGGACGUUUGAAGUGAUUUAAGUCACACAGCAAUAAUAUUUUUUUAUUGUUUCGAGUGCUGACAGUACUGUCCUUAGAAAUAAGCAUUAGUGUGUCUUAGGACAUAUUUCCACUUAUUAAACCUAAAUUGCCAGUUAUUGUUCUGCUGCUGGUGUGUGUCAUUGCCUUUACUUUCAUUACAUCUGUAUUCAAUUAAAGGGAAGUUGUUGUUCUUUUUUUGUAAACAAGGUUUUCCAAAGCACUUAAUUUAUAAUUGAGAGAAAAUGUAUUUUAAUUAGAAUUCCUGUGUGUUGGUGGUCUUUAAUUGGCUAAAAUAAACUGAUGAGAAUAAAUCUCAUUA